CGUCUACUCCCGGCGGGUAGUGGUGGUAGCAGCGAGUGGUGGCAGCGCCGGCGUCGCUUUUGCCAUCCUACCUACCGGUUUCAGCAGGAAAGUUGGAGUAGGUCUCGUGCGAGGGUGCGGACCGCACACGGUUCCGCCACGCUUCGUACUCGCGCCAUUUCCUCCUUUUUUUCUCUCACGGUGAAACGCGCGCUCUCCCGCGUCUCUUCUCGUCCCCGUUCGCACGGCAUCCGUCUCGCUUCCCCUCGAUCGUUUCGUCGAUCGUAUCCACGAUCGAGUGCAACGCGCGUUCUACGUACGCGCCAAGGGAGCGACCGGUUGCCGCCUCGAGGUGGCGCGUUUUUUUCCAACGGACCGUUAAGCAAGGAAGGAAGAAAGGAAGGAAGGAAGGAAGAAAGGAAGUUUGGAAAAUUUCGCUCUAUUCCGAAAGAAUGAUCGAGGAAAGGUGGAUAAUAGAUAGGUGGCCGUGAUCGAAUGGUGCGAGCGACCGAAGGAUUUCGUGAAAUUACGUCGUGGUACGACGCGGUCGUAAGUUUCGCGCGUAUGGGUGUGUGUGUCCCGCUAUGAUCCAUCACGAUUGACUUUCUCUUGUGUCACGCUCUUACGUACCAGGCGACGACCAACACAUCCAAAGGUGGAGAGAUGAUCCGCGACUAUCUGUUGUUGCUCUCGUGGCUGUGCGCUGUGCAAGGAAAAAUAGGGUAUUUCUGGCACAUCACCGACAUCCACUAUGACCCGAGAUACUCCGCUCAAGCAAACGCGGCGACCGCGUGCUGGAAUACAAGGAACGGAGUGGGCGGCGGGCGGAAGACGCCCGGAAAAUUCGGCGAUUACGGCUGCGAUUCGCCGUGGGAGCUGGUCGAGUCGGCGGCCAAGGCGAUGAAAACUUACCGCGGCGAAGGGAUCGAGUUCGUCCUCUGGACGGGUGACGCGCUGACGCGCACUACUGGUAUGAAUGCCGAGCUCCGUCUCCAGUGUUUGCGGAAUUUGACCGAUCUGUUGUCUCGCACGUUUAAGGGGCUAUUUGUGUUUCCGGUGCUCGGCCACGACGACACGGUCAACUUCUCCCAACUUGCCGAGCUUUGGUCAACCUGGCUGCCCCAAGAGGCUUUGGACACUUUAAAAAGCGCCGGAUAUUACACGAUAGAGCAAACCUCGGAGAAAUAUCGGAUCAUUUUCCUCAACACGAAUUUGUGGCUGAACACGGCCGAUAAUCGUAUGCUGCACCACCAAUCCGGAGCGAGCGUGGUCGAUAACACGCAGGAUCCUCUGAAUCAAUGGUCCUGGUUCCAGACGACUCUCGAGACAGCGCGAAGGAAGGAGGAAACGGUUUACAUCGUGGGUCACACACCGCCGGGAGUGGACGAUCGGGAGAGCGGCGCGUCCAUGUUGAACGAGCGUCACAACACCAAAUACCUGCAGCUGAUCCGGCUGUACUCGGACAUCAUUCGCGGUCAGUUCUUCGGUCACUGGCACACAGACACUUUUCGCGUGGUCUAUAACGAUAACGGUCUGCCCGUGUCCUGGAUAAUGAUGGCGCCCAGCAUAUCGCCAACCACGCCUGGAGGGCCCAACAAUCCGGGCUUAAGGUUGUACAAAUUCGAGACGACGACCGGCCAGGUGCUGGACUAUACUCAGUACUAUCUUAAUCUGCCGGAAGCGAACUCCGGGACGGCGAACUGGUUGAUCGAGUACUCCCUCCUCGAAUAUUACAAUCUUCAGGAAAUUACGGCGAUCUCUCUCCACGACCUGGCCGACCGGUUCACCCAGUUCAACGAUUACGCUUUCGUCAGAUACUACGCGGCCAACACGGUCUCGUUGCCGCGGGAAGUGGAGCAAAUUUGGGGCUGCGGGGGACCGUUGAACGGAGCCUGCGCCCUCCACCACUACUGCACCGUCACCCGAUUGAACCCGGAAUCCUACAAGAAGUGUUACUCGUCGUACGCGUUCGCCCUCGCCUCGACCGGCCCAUCCACGCCACGGAUCUACCUGUCGCUCUACCACCUCGUGCUACUCGCCUGCGCACACUUGGCCGGCAGCCGGUAGAUUUCUCGUAGAGGGAACGACCCGAGCCACGCGCGUUUCCACCCUCGUCGAUCGUCCCCUCGUUACUCGCUCUUUGCGACGGCAGGGGAUUUGUCUCUUCUUCGCCUCUUUUCCGUUCGAGAGGAGAGGGGGGGAAGGGCGACGAGGGAAGAAGGGAGAGGAGGAUGAUCGACAGGGUACUGCUGGGAAGAAAAAAAGAAAAAAAGAAAAAAAAAGAAAACCUCGAUGUUGUACUUGCUUCUCUUAAGCGUUUGUGUGCGUUUGUGUUUUGAACGCGAAUGGAAUCGCGUUAUGGGGGGCGCGCGGUAACGUUAAGAAUUCGAGACGAUUGGGGGCGUUGGCUCGGUCUCGCGAACCAGCGUUUCCACGAACAGGAAUUACGUAUCAUCGCCAUCACCACCGAUUCUGGAUUUUGUCGGAACAAUACAGUAUUUCUUAAUAAACGAGUCAUGGAUUUGUAACUAA
Molecule: messenger RNA, 2511 nt
Organism: Apis cerana (Asiatic honeybee)
Lineage: Eukaryota; Metazoa; Arthropoda; Insecta; Hymenoptera; Apidae
Product: acid sphingomyelinase-like phosphodiesterase 3a
Molecular function (GO): phosphoric diester hydrolase activity
Source: RefSeq, a predicted model, not a curated record